Messenger RNA from Trypanosoma cruzi, 798 nucleotides. RefSeq lists its product as uncharacterized. Gene Ontology annotation, molecular function: steroid Delta-isomerase activity; C-8 sterol isomerase activity; cholestenol delta-isomerase activity. Gene Ontology annotation, cellular component: membrane; endoplasmic reticulum. The record is from RefSeq and is a predicted model, not a curated record. Bases 1 to 798 code for a protein of 265 amino acids. Lineage: Eukaryota; Euglenozoa; Kinetoplastea; Trypanosomatida; Trypanosomatidae. Gene Ontology annotation, biological process: sterol biosynthetic process. The transcript has a single exon.
AUGUUUUUGGAGGUUUUUGUGGAUCCUUUUGUAUACUUCUGCGUUUCCUGCAUUUUUGUGCCUAUCCUUGUGGAUCGUGAGCACCUCACGUACGCAGAUGUCAUUGGGUACUUGACUGAGCCAGCAAUGUUGUUUGCCGCAGCGCUGCUCUUUAUUGCUGUUGCCGAGGCGAAGAUUGCCCGUUGGAGGUAUCGUUCCCCGCCCUUGUCAACAUUCUACGAGCGGAUGCGGGCCCGCUGGUAUCUUCUUAACGGCGUGGUGAUUCACAUUUUCAUGGACGGUCUCGUUGGUGUUUUUAAGGCGAGCACACUCCUUGCAAGAAACUACGAGAAAUUUGACAAGCGUUACGGUGCGGCGUUGGGCAACUUUGAAGGAUCCGCGGUGCAUGUUGUUUCCCUCAUGGAACUCUUCGUGAAAGGGCCGCUUUGUAUUUUGCUAUACAGGGCCUAUCAAACCCACAGCCGACACCGUGACGCACUGGAGUUUUUUUCCUGUGUGACGCAGGCGUACGGCACUUUAGUGUAUAUUGGGGAGGAGAUAAUUAGCGGGAUGCCACAUCUUGACGUGGACUAUAAAUUGGAGUUUACACCGCACUAUUUGCUGUACUUUUGGUUUGCGAUAGUGUUUGGCUGUCUUUGUUAUCUUUUCGUUCCGUGUUGGUGGGGGUGGGAAGCGUACAAACGACUCGUCGCGGCAUCCUCGCACCCUGCAAGGAAAGAAAUGUCCGCAAGGGCCGCCCAUCCUCCUCCUCCUUCUUCUUUUUCCUUUUCUCCACCGAAGCUUAAGAAGACGAAGUAA